CUCAGUGCGGGUCCCUCCUCGUUUGGGAGCAGAAGUGGCUGCGGGUAGUCUCCGGAGCAGCAGCAGCAGCAGCAGCGUCGGCGGUUGCCGGAGCCGGAACCACACCCACGUCACUGCCCCUGUCCUCUUUUGCCCUCUCGUCGUCCGGUCGGAGACCGCAUUCUCAGAGAGCGGCUUGCCCACGCCCGGAGCAUCCUCCCUUGCUGAGCGAGCGCUGACGGACCCGGCGGCAUGAUGCGGCUGCGAGGCUCGGCGAUGCUGCGGAACCUGCUCCUGCGGCCGCCCGCCGCUACCUGCGCGGUUCUGAGGCGGGCGCAGCCCCUCGCCACCCUGUGCCGGCGCUCCCGGGGCGGGGGACGAACGGGCCCUGCGGCCGCCGCGCGGCUCCACCCGUGGUGGGGCGGGGGCGGCCGGCCAGCGGGGCCCCUCGCGAGGGGCCUGUCCAGCUCCCCUUCGGAGAUCCUGCAGGAGCUGGGCAAAGGGGGCACGCAGCAGCAGCAGCAGCCCGGGGCGUCGCCGCCCGCGGCCCCGCCGGCGCCCAGCCCCAAGGACAGCCCGGGGGAAACGGACGGGUUCGGCAACAGCGAGGGCAAGGAGCUGGUGGCUUCCGGCGAAAAUAAAAUAAAACAGGGUCUGUUACCUAGCUUGGAAGAUUUGCUGUUCUAUACAAUUGCCGAAGGACAAGAGAAAAUACCUGUUCAUAAAUUUAUUACAGCACUCAAAUCUACAGGAUUGCGAACGUCUGAUCCCAGGUUGAAAGAGUGUAUGGAUAUGUUAAGAUUAACUCUUCAAACAACAUCAGAUGGUGUCAUGCUAGACAAAGAUCUUUUUAAAAAAUGUGUUCAAAGCAACAUUGUUUUGCUGACACAAGCCUUUAGAAGAAAGUUUGUCAUUCCUGACUUUAUGUCUUUUACAUCACAUAUCGAUGAGUUAUAUGAAAGUGCUAAAAAGCAGUCUGGAGGAAAGGUUGCAGAUUAUAUUCCUCAACUAGCCAAGUUCAGUCCUGAUUUGUGGGGUGUGUCUGUUUGUACAGUAGAUGGACAGAGGCAUUCUAUUGGAGAUACCAAAGUUCCAUUUUGUCUUCAGUCCUGUGUAAAACCUUUGAAAUAUGCCAUUGCUGUUAAUGACCUUGGAACAGAGUAUGUGCAUCGAUAUGUUGGGAAAGAGCCAAGUGGAUUAAGAUUCAACAAACUUUUUUUAAAUGAAGAUGAUAAACCACACAAUCCUAUGGUAAAUGCUGGAGCAAUUGUUGUAACUUCAUUAAUAAAGCAAGGAGUGAAUAAUGCUGAAAAAUUUGACUAUGUAAUGCAGUUUUUGAAUAAGAUGGCUGGUAAUGAAUAUGUUGGAUUCAGUAAUGCAACGUUUCAGUCUGAAAGAGAAAGUGGAGAUCGAAAUUUUGCAAUAGGAUAUUACUUAAAAGAAAAAAAGUGUUUUCCAGAAGGCACAGACAUGGUUGGUAUAUUAGACUUCUAUUUCCAGCUAUGCUCCAUUGAAGUAACUUGUGAAUCAGCUAGUGUGAUGGCAGCAACACUGGCUAAUGGUGGCUUCUGCCCAAUUACUGGUGAAAGAGUACUGAGCCCUGAAGCAGUUCGAAAUACACUCAGUUUGAUGCAUUCAUGUGGCAUGUAUGAUUUCUCAGGGCAGUUUGCUUUCCAUGUUGGUCUUCCUGCAAAAUCUGGAGUUGCUGGAGGCAUUCUUUUAGUUGUCCCCAAUGUCAUGGGCAUGAUGUGCUGGUCUCCUCCUCUGGACAAGAUGGGCAACAGUGUUAAGGGAAUUCACUUCUGUCAUGAUCUUGUUUCUCUGUGUAAUUUCCAUAACUAUGAUAAUUUGAGACACUUUGCAAAAAAACUUGAUCCUCGAAGAGAAGGUGGUGAUCAAAGGGUAAAGUCAGUGAUAAACCUUUUAUUUGCUGCAUAUACUGGAGAUGUAUCUGCACUUCGAAGAUUUGCUCUGUCAGCCAUGGACAUGGAACAGAGAGACUAUGAUUCUAGGACAGCACUCCAUGUAGCUGCUGCAGAGGGUCAUGUUGAAGUUGUUAAAUUUUUGCUAGAAGCCUGCAAAGUAAAUCCUUUCCCCAAGGACAGGUGGAAUAACACACCCAUGGAUGAAGCACUGCACUUUGGGCACCAUGAUGUAUUUAAAAUCCUCCAGGAGUACCAAGUCCAGUACACACCUCAAGGAGAUUCCGACAAUGGAAAGGAAAAUCAAACCGUCCAUAAAAAUCUUGAUGGAUUGUUAUAAUGGUAUUAAGCCCAAGAUUUAAAUCACUUACCUAUUUAAUUGUGGAAAAUGAUUAUGAAGAACGUGUGUAUUUCUAUCUGGUAGUGAUGUAUAUUUUACAACAUUUGUCAUUUCAGUGUUACUGGAGUUAUCUUCUUUGUGCGCACAGGACAAAUCUGAUCUCUUUGGGAAAAAAUAGAAAUAAAACAAACUCCCUCCAUAAUGUGAGCAAUAUUUACCUCGUGCAUUGUAUAAUUUGAUGUAAAAGAAAUAGUUACCAAUGCUAGCUUAACUGUGUGGUCUUGAUGAUUUACUUCUGUGUAUUUUGUGAAUUUUCAACUUAUAGUAAUGAUCUGCUGAUAUGCAUUUAUAAAUUAAACUCUGUUGUACAGUCUGUCCAAGUGGGUCAAGGCUGCCAUUAGAAGCAAAAUAGUGUGAUUUUCAUGACUUCAAAUAUAGAGUUAGUGUGAGUGUUUGAACAAUAUGCACUUAGGGGUAUGUGUUUAAAAUGUCUCCCAUUAUCCUAGUUUCAUGAUGUGACUCUUAAAAAUCCUAAUAGUUAACAACUGUUAGUAGGAUAGACCAGAUCUGAUUAGACUUUAUCAGGGAAUCUGUUUAAGAUAUGUUCAGUGACCAAAACAUAUGUGUGAAUGUAGUUACAAUACUUUUGAAAAAAUUUCCUUUUUCUAUAUCCCCUUAGUCCAGCCUCUCUUCUCAGAUAUUUAGCUCUUUGCCUCUUUCCUCUAGCUGGGAAAGAGGGUGCUGGCAUACUAUGCAGUUUUGAUGUUUUCCACAAUAAAUCAGAAAAUGCCUCAUGUAUCUGGCAUCCAAGCUAUAACUAUGCGAUUUGCCUGCAGGAGAUGAACCAGAGACAAAUUACUAAGCUAAGUACAAAGUAGUCAAAUUCAUCAGCCAACAAAAAGAAGGGGUAUGCUACUAUAGCUCUUAAAGAAAAUAAUUUUCAGCUUUCAGGAUAAAGAUAAAUCCAGAAGUGCUCUAAGCUACCAAAGUUACCAUGAAAGGUAUGGGAACUGCUACAAAUAAUAUUUGUUUUUAAACCUGUUUUUAACAGUCUGCAUCAAUACAGUUCUGUUUCGGGGAUCACUUCUCAAUCACUCCAGUUUUCUCCUGACUCUCUAUUUUUGAUGGACUUUAUAGUUUAAUAAUUAGAAAAGGUCAUUUCAUCCUUUUAAUGGAAUUUUGGUUUCUGCUUUUUUGCUAUCUGCAAAAAAUUCUAAAAUCCAUAUGUUAGAAUACCGUUUUUUUUUUGUUGUUGUUGCCACUUAAUUCAAGAGUUAUUUUCCUUUUUAAAAUUAACAAAGCUGAGAUACAGUUUGGGUGAACUUGUAAAAAACAAUAAAAUGGUAAUAAGCUUUAAAAAAAGGCCAUUUCAUCUUAAAUUAGAGACCCGUCAUUUGUUUUGGGGAGAAACUGCACAUAUGUUUUAUCCUAUCAUACCUCAGAGAUACAGGAGCAUGUUAGUGAGGAUUUCAGAUAUUAAGCACAUAUAGGCACACACACACACACACAAAUGGACUUCUUUGCAGCUGUGUUUAGUGAAAUGAGCAGAAUCCUCAACUACAUGAGUGCUGGUUGUUACACUAAUAUAGAAAAUUCCCUUUUUUCCUCUUUUCUGUCACACACUCUUGUUUUCCAAGCUUUAUCAUGCCUAGUGGCUCCUUUCCUACUCCAACAGCCUCCAAGUGUGUUGAUUAUCACUUCUGGUCUAAAUCAGUGGCUUCAGCAAUCACCCUCUUACUACCUACACAGCAUCUCCUUUGGUAGCACCAUGGCCAGUGUUCCUUAACUGAGCUGCAUCAGGCACAAAGCCAUCCUCAUGUGUGCUUCUGUGGGGAAUAUGCUGUGUUCCUGCCCCAUGGGUCUGUCAAGCCAUGUGGACAGGCAGUGUUUGUAAAAUGCUGCAGAGGAGGCGCACUCUCCUCAAAGAUAUUACGGGGUAGACACUCUAAGUGAAAUCAAUUGAAAUAACCGCUCAAACAGUAGCUUGCUUUGUAUGAUUUAAAUGAAACAUUAAGAUGGUUCAGUUAUGCAGCUUGAAGACUACAAAUGAUUUUGAGGCUUUUCUCUAGUAAAAAGAGUUCUAUUUGGGAACAAAGUGAUUUCAUCUUUGCUCAGAUCAAAACUAUCUCAUGAAAUCUUUGUGGUUUAGAUAAAUGUGCCCUCAUUUACUCCUGAGGUUAUUUAUGACUGUACACUGGUUCCUGCUCUGUUCGCUGUUGGCUGGUAAUAAUUGGUUUAAAUGCUUUUAACUGGGCUGUUAACUCCUGUCAUCAGUAUACUCCAAAGAUCUUUUUGUUUUGGCUUUAGGAUCAUAUGUUCCGCUUUUGUAUCAUGAGCACUCUAUAUGGUAGUGUUUGUUUAAAGCUUUGUAUACAUUUUUGAUUCUGCUGGUCUCAGUUCUACUUAUCUCACUUUUGAGUGUAAUGUGCUGCCCUUUAGCUGCAGAGCUGGAUGAGCUAUUGCCCAUUCAAUGCUGUUGUCUGCCUGGCAGGGACUGAGUGACCUGAUGUUGGAUUUAAAUUCUUCCUGGGGAUUGUACGGCUAUGAAUGUAUUUGCUUCCAGAACCUCCCAAAGUGAAUCUAAUCUUAAAACUAUAAGUUGUAAGUAUUCUGAAUUUGGAAAAUAUUUAUUUUAAAUGAAAUCAGGUAGUGUUGCUUUUUACAGCUUAAUAAAUACAUGUAUCAAAAAAAACCACCUGUGAAAAAUGAUUUUUUUUUUAAACUAAAAUUUUCUCUGACAUCACUGGGUUAGGAACGCCACCAAACACAGGGACUAUGUCUAGGCAUUUCUAAUGUACACUAUGUGACAGGUACUAUAUAUGGUGUCGAGUGGGAGUUACCACAAUAAUUAAGAUCAAAAUCCUGUAAGCAGGUCAUCCUUGAAGUGAGAAGAUGGGCCGGCAUGUUUCUAAUCCCCUAGAAGUGAACAUUGUCCUUUUAUAGGUAGAAAGUACUCAGUAAAUAUUUGCUGCAUUGAAUCAUUCAACAUAUCUUUCACUGGGAGGCUUCUCAUUAAAGAUGAGAGGAUAUUUUCACAAAGCCUUGACAUUGAAUUGGGGAGCUGAACCCAGUGCUGCCACAGAACCCAGGGUCUGAGUAGGACCAGCUGGUAAUGGUGGCUCCCGUCUGGUUCAUGGGUGUGUGGAAUGGCAUUUGCUCCCAAUGCCAAACCCCCUAAGUCCACAGGUUUAGGGUAUGGUUUUCUAAACAGAGAAGGUACAUGAACACCAUUUAUACUAUGGCUGUGCAUUUUCAACUAUCAAAGCUGCCUGUCACAGUAAUGUGCUUUGCUAUAGCAGUGAAACAAUGUUUGUCUGCAUUACUGACAUUUUAGAACUGGAAGGGACAUCCAAAAUCUCUCAUCUAAACCCACCCUUCCAUAGGUGAAGCUAAGACUCAAAAACGGGCCAUGAUACAGAACUUUGUAACGUGUUCUUCCGCCAAGUCCUAUCACACUGUGCCCACUAUGGAUGGAAUAUCCAGCUACUUACAUAUUAGCCAAAUGCUCACCCCGUGGGGUUUUAAGAAGCAGAAAUGCCACAAUGCUAAGUCCUACAAACUGUGGUCAACUUAAGCUAUGCACAUAUAUACCUGCAGAGGAAGCCUGUCAUCAGUGCAGGGGAAAUGGAUGCAUAAUCCCAAAUAGUGAAAAAUUAAAUACUUGUUCUUGAUACAAUAUAAUCAUUUUUGUUUGUGUGUUUUUAAGGGGCUGGGGUCAUCUCCCUAAUUCCACUUGCUAGUCCUCAUCGUAAAAUGAGUAAAUGCAUAAAUCACCAAAUUCACAAAUCACAGGAAGCAGCCUAGAAUAUGUCAGGUGGCCCUAAAAAAAAAAAAAGGCUUUUUGGGAAAGGGGUACUCUAUAGUUACAUGUGGAAAGAACGUGAUUUACUAUAAGAUUGGGAAGGUAUGUGUGUUUGGGGAUGAGAAAUAUUAGAAAAUUAAGUCAGUUAUUAAAAAGGGGCAAAGAAUGGGUAUUUUACUUCCAUUCUAGCGCCUGAACUUAACUCCAGGCCCCCAUGUGCCCCAGGCUUGCCUCUCACUAGCUCUCCAAAUAGUCAAUGAAGAGUCUACUAGGAAGUAAGUCCGACAAGAAGUCAUAAUAGUGAAAUAUUAAGACCACUUCAUUCAUGUACAAGAAAUAAGGAAAAGCUGUAAACAGACACUGACACUAUAGUAUCAAAGUGGUAUAACACCAUUAAGAAAUACAGAAUUUGCACAGUCUGACAAGAGGUAUUUGACAGUUUUCUGUCAAAAGUACCUUUUAGGUACCUUUACAUUUGUUGUAUACCCAAUAUAAAUUUAAUAAGUUUACAACUGCUUAAGUGUAGUUUUUUCAACUGGCCGAGUAAAGAUAUUUAAUUUCUCAGUAGAGCAGACACAUAACCUGAGGUCAGUUCACCAAAACCUGCAGGAUGAGUACUUUUAAGUCAGUAUCAUUUAAGAGCUAUAUAAACUCUUAUUAGAAGGUUCUAAAAACAAUAUUAUCUUUUUGCCUUGAUAAAACUUCAUUAAAUGCCAUUACUUUGAAAUUGUGUAUAUUUUUGUAUAACUUUUAAAUUAUAUGUAGCUUUUGCCUAUGUUUGCUUCACAAAAGUUUUCUUAAGUUUUAAUACGUUAAGAUAUUUGUAGUAGGAUAUAUGAUCCAGUAUCUCAGUACAUCCUAAGUUCCACAAAAGGAGAGAUCUUUGUUUUAGUUUACUAACUUAGUUUCCAAACAUCUAAAGUUGUGUCUGGCUCAUGGCAGGUGCUCAUAUAUUAUCUGAUGACAAUAUAUUAUCUGAUGAGCUAAUAAAUGAAUGUAUCUUAACUAACUAACUAAAAGAAGGCACUCCAGUAAACACCCCUUACACUCUGGGAACACCAUCCAAGUUCAAAAAGUAGGUACCAGAGUUUUCAAAACAAUUCCUAGUUUUUUCCUGGGUAGUCCGAUAUGAACGGAGUGCUUUAUUCAAUUAAAACUUAAUAUUCCACCUCAGCGUACAUGCAACAAAUAGACUUCUAUCACUUAAUGUCAAAUAAACAGCAAACUCUAUUUACUGCCAUCUCAGAAAAUUCUCUGCAGAAAAAGGAGAAGUUUGUCCUGAGUGGUGCAUAAAAGUUCUAUGCUUAUAAAAUACAUUACAAACUCCUUACCAGAAAUACUAUAUAUGUACAUAGCUCAAGUUGACCACAAUUUGUAGGACUUAACAUUGUAGCAUUUAUGCUCCUCCUAAAACAUACGAACAUUCCUUAGCCAGAAUUUACUUGGUGGCUUCUUGUAAUGAUCAACUAUAUAAGCAUACAAACUUAUACUAGCUAGGCAGGGCAUUAUCUACUUCACUCCCUGGAGAAAUACAGCUCUUGAUAUUCAUUACAAGGAAUCUCUAUUUCCUGGAUGUAAAUAUGGCAGGGAGAUGAGAACAAUCAUAUUUGCUGAGGCCAGAAUUCAACCUUGUACCACUAUUCCCUGAUAAUAACUCUUCAAACAACAGUUGAGUCUAACUGCCAGAUGUACAUCUAACCUGGUGAUCCUGUCUUACCAUACUAUUUUUUUUUUCUUGCACACAAUGCCUUUUACUUUGAGAAGGUCACAGCUUUCUAGUUUAUAACAUCUUUGGAGAAAAAAAAAAAAGUCAACUUUCUGUAUGGGUGCAGUAACUUCUCAGAAAGUAAUAUCUUACCUCAUCAAGGAGAUAUGGAUUUCAAAUGCUGCUAUGGAGACAAUAGAGAGUCCCAUUUUACAUGUAUUUUAAAAUUAAAAACUUACAUUAUGGCAGUACUAAACUUCAUUUUAAAAUAAAUGCCAAAUGAUGUCUGCAUCUGGAAGCAGCUGUGGUCACCCAGACCAAAGGACUUUUGUUUGUCUGGCUUUUUACAGUACCCAUUAUGGCUUGCUCCAAUGUUUCCUCUCUGAUCUCUUCCACUGACCUAUCUUAAUCUGGGCGAGAAAGGGCAGUGCUUAGAAAAAUGUUAAUCUUACUUAAAAAUAAGGACAUAUUUUGUAUUUAAUCAUAAGGAGAGAUGAGAAAAACAUCAAGCCUACACAUAAUGCCAGUAACUUUAAAAAUCUUUACACCAAAUAUUAUUUAUAAGAGACUAACUUUAUAAUUCUAAUACUUUUUAAAAGUAAACAGUCUCUUGGCUAGGGCAGUAGAAUGAAACGAUGCCAAAGCAUUCUUAAGAGGGCAGAAAUACGCCAAAUAGUUCAAUAUCAGAAAUUAGAAACAGUGUUUUAAACUGUUGUCUCCUUUCUUCCUUCAUAAUUUCAGUUUAAAAAGUCGAGGCACACCCAGUCAGGUUCAUGUCAAUCUUCUCAUGUAAAAACUGAGAGGAGGCCUUAAUUUGUGUUCAGCACCAAGGAAAGUACCAGGUGCAUAUUAUCUUUAGCACAGUACAUAUACUCGAGCUUUAAUUUUAAAAGGGACUUCAAGAAAACUUCAUCCCCACCAGAAAAAUAGAGUAUUGACAUAAUAUGACUGUGGUGGUGAUCUUAGAAAAGUAAGAUGCAGCUGUAGACAGUAGUCUGUGCAAGUUCAUCCUGAAGAACUCUGUCAAACCCACUCCCUAACCCACUUUAUUGUGUGUCAGUGCUAAUGAAAGGAGGAGGUAAGUAACAAGACACACCUGACAACAACAUCAUCCACUCCAAAAAGAGUCUAGAAAAAGCACAAGAGAGACAGUGGAAUCGUUUGCAAUGUAUUUGUGACAGAAACACAUUUAUCAGUGAAAAACAUUCAAUUCUUAUGCAGGUACACAGGAUGAGUCUUCAAAUUAUUUGAUUCUCAUAAUCUCUGGUUAAUGAUUUGUCAGUUACUACGGUUUCUCCUCAGUUUUGAAAGUUUUAUGACCAUGACUAAAUACUAGCUAAUAACAAUAAAGACAAGCGAACACAUUUAAGAAGCAUGCAUUAAAUUUCUGAGUUUGUCUCCAUCUACAAUUAACUUCAACUUUUUGAAAAGUAACAGGAUUUUCCUUAAGACAGCCAUUAAUAGUCUGGCUCCCUUGAUAGAACUGUGAAGACAAUUUCAUUUACUAGUGACCACGAUGAAGGAAAAAUACAUUCAGCUUUGAAGAUUAAAGUUUAAACAGAAAACACUACUCAUCAAUUUGGAAAGUUUACUUCCUUCAAAUGAUAGUAGCCAGCAGCAUAAAGCCAUAACAGAAAAGUCAAUUCUCCCAAGAGAGAGAAUUUGUCUACAGCUUUCAAUGGCCUGUGUGGAAGAUACAACAAAAUCGAGAACACAACUUUUAUGCCCCGCCCAGAUACAGGAUGGCUGGUUACCAUCCAUAAAGAGUUGAUGUAAUCCUAUAUAUAAACUUAACUUUGCACUAUUUCGCAGUCAACACUGGAAAACUUCCAGCCAUAAUUAAAGCAGAGAGAACAAAUAAGAAUUUUCCAAAACAAAGCCAGCCAAUCCCUCCUCGAGCAGUUGUCUAAAUAACCGUGUGAUCUAUCCUAACACCUCGAAUAGCUGGGCACCGACUCUCAUGGCAUUUGCUAGAUGCUGAUAAACUUCUCACUCUCUCAAAGGACUCUCAUUCUAGUCCUGAUAUUUUCGGUGUAUCUGAAAACCCACUCUGUGGAGAGGGCCUUUCAAUUUUACCUUCAGUAAGAUGCAUGAAGCCCUUCAGAGUGACAGAUGUUUCUGAAUUAGGGAAAAAUCCACUUGCUAUCAACAGGGUGCAGCGAAUUUGCUGGCCUUUCUUUCAUUUUCCUAGAAACACAGAAUGUGAAGGAACAGAGCACAGGAGGAAAUCACAGGUGGAAAGGGAAACUGUCGCCAGAGAAGAUGAGAAAAAUUCAUGCUCUAUACUGCAUUCAUCUGUAAAAACAAAAUGUGGUUACAUUUAUUACCCUGAUCUUGUGAAAUGCAGCCUCAAAUAUUUAACAUUACUGUGUGUUCUCUAACAGAGCAAUACAAAGAGACAUCCCACCACAAAAAAUUCACCAUGGGAUUAGAGGGCCUUCAGCAUGUGCUAUCCUUUUUCCUGGCCUAUUUGAGACCUUUUAUAUCUCUUAAGCUGAUGGAUUAUUACUCUGCAGCCUACGGGCUUAAUUCUGUGAAUUCAUCCAGGCUGCAUAAAGCUUUUUGCUGUUAUGCAAGUCUGCAGACAGAGCAACGUGGCAAAUCUCAUGCAAAACAAGGGUGAGGCAAUGCUGAGCUGUAUGCCAGAGAGAGAGAGAGAGAGGGAUGUGGGGGAAAUGAUGAAUUUUCCUUUGAGGCCACUCAGUAGGAAUAAUAAAUGAAUGUGUUUCAGGUACAGGCUAGAGUGUACUGAGGUACACUUCCCUCAGCAGUGCCUCCUGCCCAGCUGCCUUGAAUGGGGCCCCUCGUGGGCAGUGAAUUGCUCAUCCAAAGGACACCAGACCACCACCGACUUCCUGUCUCAUUUCCAUACUGGGUUCAGCCCUCAGACCAGGUGCUCUUGACCAGGGGUGUUCUGUCCUCCCGCAACACCUGAAGAUGUUCCGGGUGGUCGUGACUGGGGUUUAAAGCAAGGGUGUGCUACCAGCAUCUAGUGAGUAGGGGCCAGAGAUGCUGCUGAACAUUCUGCCAUGCACAGGAGAGCCCCACAACAGGGAACUAUUCAGCCCCAAACACCAACAGACCAACAGACCCAGCUCUAGACUAUAAGCCUCUUGAGAACUGAGUUUUGUUUUUUUUUUUUUUCCCCAAACCCAAGUACUCAGUAGUGGGUAGUACAGAGUGGAUGCUUAGGAGAAUAUUUUAGAUUAAAAAGCACAAUGAAGCUUUUGCCCCUAUGUUUCAGUCACGUUGACAGGAAAAAUAUAUAAAGAUGGUGGUCUUUGGAGAGAGAGAGAGAAAUCCUGGAUUCAAAUCCUGUCACUGUCUCUUACUAACUGUGUGAUGAAGCCAUGUGUUUUGUUUUGUUGGUUUUUUUUUUUUUUUUGUCUUUUCUAGGGCCUCUAGAAAAUGGAGGUUCCCAGGCUAGGGCUCUAAUCGGAGCUGUAGCCACUGGCCUACGCCACAGCCCCAGCAACGCGGGAUCUGAGCCACAUCUGCAGCCUAUACCGCAGCUCACGGCAAUGCCAGAUCCUUAACCCACUAAGCAAGGCCAGGGAUGGAACCCACAACCUCAUGGUUCCUAGUCAAAUUAUUCAACCAGUGAGAGGAACUCCAAUUUUUUUUUUUUUUUUUGGAAGCCAUGUUAAUUAAGCUCUGAAUCCCAAGGUCCUCAACUACUCGAAGGAAGCUAAUAGUCCCCAGCAGACAGGAUUUGUUGAAAGGAUUAAAUUGUACAGCAUAUGUAGAAUGCUUAGCAUAGUAGAUCAAAAAUAAUAGACAAUUAAUAAAUGUUCCUACUAGUAUUACCAGCUUUGCCCAAAGGCCUCAAGGAGAAAAGACUGGGCCUCAUGUAGUCCCAGAGGGAAAAGUUACUUGUACAGGAAAUCCAGACUGAGCAAAUAUUGAGGCCAGGCUACAGAAAACACUGGUGCUCUGUCUCAUAGGAGCCUGCCGUCCUCCUGCUCCUGAGGCAGCACUGGGAGUUGGCCCCAGCCCCCCUCCCCCAGGUCCAGAGAUGCAACCUCCAGACGUGGCUGAGACUGGCCGGCUCCAUGAAAGGCCUAUUUCAGAGCAUACGCCCUAACUCCCAGAGCAGAUGCUGAAAGGGAACUGUGGCCAAGGCUGAGGACAAUCUGGGACAGACAAGGUGAGUCCACCCACUUCGGAAAUUAAUCCAACUUUUAUUUUGUCCAACUAGUGCUGUGCCCGCAUUACAGCUCGUUUUAGCUCUUUAAAUCUUCUAUGGGUUUAAUCUGGAGAUGUGUGUGUGCAUGUGUGUGAAAAAAAGAUUAAUUUUCUUCUACACAGAAAUGAAUGAAGUCAUCUGGAAAAGAAUGGAUGGCUCCUGGGCAGGAGGAGAAGGGGAUCCAGAGCCAUAAAGCCACUUCCUGGCAUUUCUUUAGAGUAAUUAAAUUACUCUCACAGUAUCAUUCCGAGAGCACAGAGAAAGCAGUCACACUGCUUGCACAGAUGGAAGGGACUAAUCCAUCUUAUUUUCUCAGGGAAGGUCAUAGGGAAUAAUGGUAUGACAGAAUGGAGCUCUGAUUUUCAAAUCCCAAACAAGGCCUCUUACCCAAAGGCUACACUGCCUUCGUCUUAAUAAACCAGAAUAACACACACUCAGUACCAAGUGCAAAUAGCUUCUCUGGGGUGCAGGUUUUGAAUGAAUCAGAGAUCAGCUUUCUGUGGGAGGCAUUCCAGGAGAGUGGACAAGAACACUCAGUCUUGAAACUGCCCAAGUGGAUUCAAAUAUUCAUUCCCUCAUUUACUAACUGCUUGAUUUUAGUCAAGGUUCAUAGUUCCAGAGAACUUGUUCCAUGUCUGUAAAACGGAAAAGAAAAAAAAAAAAACCUAACUCAGAAGGCGGCUCUGAGGAACAACUUACUACCUGCGGAGGGCCCAG
Molecule: messenger RNA, 12651 nt
Organism: Sus scrofa (pig)
Lineage: Eukaryota; Metazoa; Chordata; Mammalia; Artiodactyla; Suidae
Gene: GLS
Product: glutaminase
Biological process (GO): L-glutamine catabolic process
Molecular function (GO): glutaminase activity; protein binding
Source: RefSeq, a predicted model, not a curated record